AGUAGCUUAUGUAAGGAUAUGCUUCAUAGCAGUUGUCAGCUUCUGGUAGCUGAAUCAAAUGAUAAUGAGAGUUUGGGUCAGUGAGAACUGGCAGGCAUUUUGACUAUGAAAGCUUGCAUCCAACACAUGGGGACUUUCCAACAGAGGACGAUAAGAAAUAGCAAUGUGGCUGAAUUUUCCCCUUCCAGGUGCACUAGUCAGUUGCACAAUGCCAUUGUCCUGACUACUCAACUAAUGCUGCACAGACCAAAGAUAACUGGGAUUUUCCUGAUAAUGUGAGGACCUCUAGAAAUAUGCCUGUGACAAGAAUGCGUAUGAGACCCUGGCUGGAAUUACAGAUAGAUUCUAAUGUAAUUCCUGGAUUGACUUGGAUUAAUAAGGAAUGUAAGAUGUUCCAGAUUCCAUGGAAACAUGCAGCCCGACAUGGAUGGAAUAUGGAAACAGAUGCCAGUCUUUUCAGAAACUGGGCUAUACAUACAGGGAGGUUCAGACAAGGAAUAGAUUUACCAGAGCCUAAAACAUGGAAAGCUAAUUUUCGUUGUGCCAUGAAUUCACUGCCUGAUAUAGAGGAAGUGAAGGAUAAGAGUGUCAAUAAAGGUUCCAGUGCUAUUCGAGUGUACAGAAUGCUUCCACCUCUUGACAGAUCAAAGCAAAAAGAAGAGAAGUCUAGGUCAUCCAAAGAUUCAAAAAGCAAGAGUAGGAAAAGGGAGAUUAAGUCAAAGGUCAAACUAAAAGUACAAGAAUCUGCUGCACCUAAACUACCAGUUGAUCACACCACAUACACUGCACCAGAACAAUGUGCUGCACAGGAAAUGGUGGUUGAUAGCACAGUUAGCAUAGGAGAAUUCUCUCCAUCGGAAUCAUGCUCAGCGGCAGACCAACUGGCUGAUUGGACUAUCAGUGGAAUGGUAGGAGAAUCUGAAGAUCAGGUGGUCAGCACAUGUGAGCUGUACCCAUUUCAGAUCUCUCCCAUGCCCUCUCCUGCAGCCAGUGCAGCAGACGGCUUCCUCAUAAAAGAUGACGUUGCUGAGAUUGCAAAUGAAAUAAUUCAAGAACCCAGUCAAUGGGAGCAUAGUAACAUUGAAGGGAAAGGUUAUUUCAGCAACGUAAUGGGAACUUGCUUCGAGAGUGACGCUAAAUCAAGUGAGCAAGGAACAAUAUCACACGUGGCAUUCCAGGAUGGCAGUUCGUCAGAUUCAGCAGGCGAAUUUGAAUUCAGAUUUCAUACAGACCUCAGAGAAGCAGACCUUGUGAACUGGCUCGACUCAGCAAACUGGCCAGCUGGAUCUCUCAUCAGUUGCAUUUGAAUUAAAACGGUGAUGCAAUAGAGUGGGGUGCACUAUGUGAAUAGAAUUUUAUUUCCUCUUCUGUAUUUUGUUACCAUUGAGACUUUCAACUUGUCACACCAGCCAUAUCUGCAAGAUUUCAUCUGCCCCCGUGAGAACAGACCUUUGAAGACAUGCUUGUGGAACUGUUUUAAAAGACCACCUGUUUGGGUCAUGCUUGAAGGGUGCAAACAAUGUCUACCACACAGGGAAGCCAAUUUUAGUGAGGCCAAGAAUAUUCUGUUUUGUGACUGAGCACCAUACUUAACAUGUUUGCUGCUAUGUGAAACCAAAUACUUUUAAUUAUUCAUCUAGUUAUGUUACCCUCUGUUCAUUUAACCAAGAGGACAUUUUUAACUCUCACAUAUACAAGAAAUUAAGAUAAGGGGCUAGCAAGUCAAAAGUAUUUCAGAAACAAAUUAGAUAUUGUCAACUAGCAUUAGACUUGUCUGCAAUGUGGCAUUCUCAUGGCAAAAAAGAAAGCGAUUACAGACAUUUUUUUGUUUAACUGUAUAUAUGUAUUAAAGUAUAAAAUUCUUGCAAUCUUAAAUAUGCUCAUUUCUCUAAAGUCAUGAAAGGAAGCCAUCAACUAAAAACACUGAAGAAAGAAAGGAGCAUUACUAAGUAUAUAAUAAUUGCUACCACAACCGUUUAUUCAAUGUAAAAAUAAUGUACAUAUUAUUUGCCAAAAAAUGCUUCAGCUAACACUGGAAAUUGAGUUGCUUUGGAAGUUAUGCUGUAGUGUCUAUGUUGUGCAGGAGUAGAUGACUCACAGAUGACUUUUGUAAGCCAUGCAGAUUGUGAUGACCAGAUAUAUAACUUGAAUGUUUUUUUUCCAUUAUCUCUUCAAAUGUGUCUUCAAAAAUAGUUUUUUAAAAAUGUUUAUAAAUAACAUUGAUUUUGAUGUUUUGUUCAAAAUUUCUAGUUGUGAAUAUAUUUUAGAACUUGUAUAUUUCUAAAUAAUUUCUGUUGUUUCAUUAGUGCUUAAAAUAUACUUUUGAUAAAUAAUAAAAAAAAUUGAUACGUAA
Messenger RNA from Carcharodon carcharias (great white shark), 2353 nucleotides. Its product is annotated as interferon regulatory factor 1-like. Gene Ontology annotation, molecular function: DNA-binding transcription factor activity, RNA polymerase II-specific; RNA polymerase II cis-regulatory region sequence-specific DNA binding. Gene Ontology annotation, biological process: regulation of transcription by RNA polymerase II; immune system process. The record is from RefSeq and is a predicted model, not a curated record. Bases 294 to 1307 code for a protein of 337 amino acids. Gene Ontology annotation, cellular component: nucleus. NCBI's taxonomy places the organism in Eukaryota, Metazoa, Chordata, Chondrichthyes, Lamniformes, Lamnidae. The transcript is spliced from 10 exons.